UCCAAAUUGUUCCUGUGUUUGUAGGUAUCAAAUUUGUAGGUAACAAAUAUGGAUUUGUUAUUAAGUUAUUCUCAACCAAUGCUCUCUUCUGUCAAAAUUUUCUUUGUCCUUUUUAGGAUAUCCGACAGAUAAUGGCAGAUACAGCAGAGGGGAAGGCGAUAUUGAACAGCCUGGAUAUCACCAGUGUAAUAACAAUAAAGGAGAGGCGUUGCCUGGUCCGGAUCUUGGUUUCUUAUCUAAUGGAUACAUUUGGAGAGACACCUACAUCAGAUACCAAAAGUGCACUGGCAUCCUCUCUGGUGCAAACAUUCCCCUGUCUCAAGGAUCCAUCUACCAGCGGCUGUGACACUUGGUAUGCCAAGGGGCGCCUGCAUCGGCCAGCCACUGGCUUUCUUGAGGAGAGGCUGAGGAACAUAAGAAAGAGUAUCAGGUCUGCACAACGAUCCCAGAGAGAAGAGGAAUCCAUGCCACGCCCCAUAUUCUUACCAGCCUCACCUAUAUGCCCAGAGAGGGCAGAGCAAAUGCUGGAAUGGCUGAAGAAAAAUUCAAGGCCUACCAACCAGGUGGAGGAAUACAUGCAGGCCACAGCAGUUUAUCGGGCUGAAUGGGUGAAAGCAAACAGCUCGAAAACCAUGCAGGAGGUCCUUCAUGAGUUCCCCAGACACCUUUGUCCUGGAAUGAUUGCUCAGGACUUCCAGACUCUCUAUGCAGAGGCUGCGCCGAAGCUCUUUGAGACCUGGAACAUCACCAUUGCCGAGAAAGUUCUUCGCCUAGCAAGACGAGAGGGGAAAUUGCAAUGUGCCACUGACUCACUGCCACAAGAUGUCAAGGGAUACAAGGCCUUGAGGCUGCUACCCAGCCUUUUGCCCCCACAAGCCUUCAAAAUGGGCAAAAAAAUGAUGCGACCCACAGUCUCUGAAGCCUUAAAGGCCUUUAUUGACCUUCAACCUGUUGGCAUCAACAUGGUUGAAUAUUUGAGGGAUGUGGAGAGCAGCCGACCAUAUCCUUUUGUUCUCGUCCUGGGAGAUGAAGGCACAGUCUCCCAGGCAUUUGUGAUUUUGGUCGGAAACGCCCUGGAAGAAAGCAGUGUCCUCCAUGCUGUGGAUGUUUGUUUCAAAAGCUUUUAUGUUUUUGAUGUUAAUUUCCCCCGCCCAUGCUCCUCCAUUUGGGAGUUCCUCCAAAGUGCCAUAUUUCAGUUGGGCACAAAAGCACCAACUCCUUCCAUGGCUUUUGUCAUGGCCAUUUUAGAAGCUGACAAAGUUUAGCUUUUGCCUUCAUCACAUAAAGCAACUGAGAGAGAGACUGGGAAGGACUGGGCGGAAACUGAACUGGGUCCCCAGUUUAUGGUGUAGUUGAAUUGUUCAUUCUGUUAUAUAUUUUUAUCUAUUUGUUCUUGGACAUAAUUAUUGUUCUUGUACAUAAUAAUUACAUUUGCUCUUGUACAUAAUUACUUUUUACUGUUUUUUCAACUUUUUGUACAUUUUUCCCAUUUUAAAUAAAUUUAAGAUUCAAGGUUCAAGAAUUUCUUCAU
Molecule: messenger RNA, 1531 nt
Organism: Scatophagus argus
Lineage: Eukaryota; Metazoa; Chordata; Actinopteri; Scatophagidae
Exons: 7
Coding region: 132-1265 (377 amino acids)
Source: RefSeq, a predicted model, not a curated record